UCAAUUUGACGUCGACUUUAUCAUCUUUUGUCAUUAAAAACUUCAAGGAAAAUUAAUCCGCUGUAUUUCUUAAAUUUUGUCAAAAGAAUUAAUUUUUUUCGGAAAUGGGUGAUCAGCCUCCACAAAUGUCUAUGCCACCUGGUCCCAUGCCGGGGGGCCCACCACCAUUGCUAGGUAUGCGGCCGCCGCCAGGUUUGUUGCCCGGACCUCCGGUACCACCAAUGUUUCCUCCCGGUCUUAAUAUUAAUCCGCAUCAACAAAUGCCGCCACCACCACAACAAAUGCAGCCCCCGCCACAACAACAAUUGCCUCCACCACCCCAACAAAUGAACCCUCAGCAGAUGGCACCACAACAAAUGAACCCCCAACAAAUGCCACCACAACAAAUGAACCCCCAACAAAUGCCACCACUCACAACAAUGCCGCCUCAGAGGCUACCGCCGCCACAUCAACAAAUACCUCCACCACAUCAACAAAUACCUCCACCACAACAAUGGAAUCACGGACCACCACCACCGAGAGUUGAGGUACCUAACGUUGAUCAAGCUUCGCGUCCCAUGCCACUCAUGUCAAUGCCGGUAGAAAAGCCAAUACCCGGUAACGACUCCAAUGGGACUGGAACUUCUGCUUCCGCGGAUGGUGCUGGAGAUGGAGCUGUAUCUGGAGAAAAUUCUGAUAGCGAAGAUAAGAACAAGAAGCCCGCCGAAGUGGUGCUUCCAAAAGCUUUGGAAGAUGUUUUAGCGCUGAAAGAUCAACGUGCAGCAGAAUUCCAUAUAAAUGCUGAAGAUUUUACUUCAAACGACAUGAAUAAUGUUGGCAUUGAAGCUGUUGGAGGUGGUGUUAUUGGGACCGACUAUGGCGAUGCAGGCGAAGAUUCUGAUGAUGAAGGCGACUCUCAAAUGAAUGGUGGUUUAGCGGCAAAAGGCGUCAAGCAAAGUCGUGCAGAAAAAAAUAAAAAGAAGAAGCGAAGAAAGAAGCAAAAUCGUAAGUUGAGACAGCAACGGGAGCAAGAACGGACCAAUGGAAUCGGUGGUGACAUGGAAAAUGAACCUCCAACCGGAGGUGAUAGUAAAGCAGAUGACGAAGACAUAAAUGAUGAAUCAAAUAAAGCAGCAAAAAGUUCAGAUGAUGAAGAAGAGGAGAAGCAUGCAAAGGAUAAACAGAAAGGCAAAAAUAAAACUAGCAAGGAUAGUAAGAGCAAAAAGAAUAAGAGCAAGGAUAAAGAGAAAGAGAAAAAAAUAGAAAAGGAGAACUCUGCUGACAGUAAAGAAAAAUCUGUAGAGGCCGUUGAGGAAGAUGUAACCGUAGAAUAUGUGCCGGAGCGUAUUACUAUCGCUGACUUGGCACCAAUGUAUCGGCAAUUUUACCGCGUUUUCGAAAUAUUCAAAUUAGAGAAUAAACCCAAAGCGGUUGAAAAAGAUAAAAAAGCUACUGAAACCGAAGGCGCAGCCGUGCAGAAGAAGCCAAUUGAUAAAAUGCAAGAUGAUGACGACGAUGAAGAAAAUGAGGAAACAAAAGAAGACAAGGAAAAACUAUCAAAGCGUAAACUUAAAAAGCUUACACGCCUUAGUGUCGCCGAACUAAAGCAAUUGGUCUCACGUCCUGACGUUGUGGAAAUGCACGACGUCACUGCCCGUGAUCCAAAAUUACUUGUUCAAUUGAAAGCCUAUCGCAAUACUGUACAAGUGCCACGUCACUGGUGUUUCAAGCGCAAAUAUUUGCAAGGUAAGCGGGGUAUUGAGAAACCACCGUUUGACUUACCGGCCUUCAUCAAGAAGACCGGCAUUAUGGAAAUGCGCGAAUCUCUGCAGGAAAAGGACGAUGCCAAAUCACUGAAAUCCAAAAUGCGCGAGCGUGUUCGUCCGAAAAUGGGAAAAAUCGAUAUAGAUUAUCAAAAGUUACACGAUGCAUUUUUCAAGUGGCAAACAAAGCCACGCAUGACUAUACACGGUGAUCUGUACUACGAAGGCAAAGAAUAUGAGACACGUUUGAAAGAGAAGAAGCCGGGUGAUUUGUCCGAAGAGUUGCGCAUAGCGCUUGGUAUGCCAGUGGGACCUAAUUCACAUAAGAUUCCACCACCAUGGUUAAUUGCGCAACAGCGUUAUGGACCACCCCCAUCGUAUCCGAAUCUAAAAAUACCCGGAUUAAAUGCCCCGAUACCAGAGGGUACGUCAUUUGGCUAUCAUGCCGGCGGUUGGGGCAAACCACCUGUAGAUGAAAAUGGCAAACCGUUGUAUGGCGACGUAUUUGGAACCAAUAUAAUGGAUUUGGACAGUGGCAUUGACGAAGGCGAUAUUGAACGCAAUCAAUGGGGUGAACUCGAGUCUGAGUCUGAGGAGUCGUCCGAAGAAGAGGAGGAGGAUGGCGAAGAUCUUGGUAAUCAACCGGACGAUAGUGGACUUGUUACUCCAGCAGAAGGCUUGGUAACACCAUCUGGCCUAACAAGUGUGCCCGCCGGCAUGGAGACGCCCGAAACGAUUGAGUUGCGCAAAAAGAAAAUUGAAGCCGAAAUGGAAGACAACGACACCCCCGUCUUAUAUCAAGUACUGCCCGAAAAGCGCACCGAUCGCGUUGGUGCUUCUAUGAUGGGAUCCACACACGUCUACGACAUUAGUGGCGUAAGUAAGCCAGCAGCGCGUGCUGCUGUUACGGUUGAUCGUGAAGGUACCGUCGAAUUGGCUUUGGAUCCGUCGGAAUUGGACUUGGACAAUGAGGCCAUGGCACAACGCUAUGAACAACAAAUGCGGGAGCAACAAAGCCAUCUGCAGAAAGAAGAUCUCUCAGAUAUGUUAGCUGAGCACGUAGCACGUCAAAAGUCGAAACGUAAACGGCAGCAAGCCGACACGACAAGCAAGACAACCAAGAAAUAUAAAGAAUUUAAAUUUUGAAUUUUUGCUAGCAAUAAUUUG
Molecule: messenger RNA, 2909 nt
Organism: Anastrepha obliqua
Lineage: Eukaryota; Metazoa; Arthropoda; Insecta; Diptera; Tephritidae
Gene: Sf3b2
Product: splicing factor 3B subunit 2
Exons: 5
Coding region: 105-2888 (927 amino acids)
Biological process (GO): mRNA splicing, via spliceosome
Cellular component (GO): precatalytic spliceosome; catalytic step 2 spliceosome; nucleus
Source: RefSeq, a predicted model, not a curated record